Molecule: messenger RNA, 26091 nt
Organism: Coregonus sp. 'balchen'
Lineage: Eukaryota; Metazoa; Chordata; Actinopteri; Salmoniformes; Salmonidae
Source: the annotation of a GenBank genome assembly
AUGGCAUCUAAGAGUAGCCCGUUUGAGACGAAGUUUUCCUUCAACCUCCUCCCGACCAAGACAUUCCCAUUCCUUCAGGACAGAAGCACACUACAACUCCUCAUGAAAUGGUGACGUUAUAGAUGUUAUGGUUUUGUGUCAUUUAUUUGUCAAUGUUUAUAGCUAUAGUUAUGAACAGCACCAUAGCUAGCUACUGUUACUAACGUUAGCCGACCAGCUAUGUAGACAGACAAACUAGCUAGCUAUAUCAGUGUGUCAGAGUUCUAGUGAAACUAGCUAAUGGUUUCGUGUGGGUGUCAGGUCCAUGCUAGGACGUAUCUCAGCCCAGGCCUUCAGCUUUGACCAGACCUUCUACCCAUACAACAGCCACGACUUUACACUGGUGAGUUAACGUACACACACACACACACACACACACAUUUCCAGGCACUGCACGUUGUAAAGGGCCAAUAGUAACUCUGUGUGUGCGUGUGUGUGUGUCUGUGUGUGUCAGAGUUUCUUCAGAGACCCCUGUGUGCUGACCAACCUCAGGAAGAUGGAGGCUGGAAGCUGGGUUACUCUGGGUAUGUCAUGUCACAUCUGUCACCUCUACCCAGUUAGCAAUCGGGAGGCCUGCGUCCCUCCAGAGGUUUUUUGCCAGUUGCCUCAUUCACUGGGCGAUAUGACGCUUUGUCAAGCGGCAGCCAUGCUCCUGCCAUUCAGGUGCCGUUUUCCUCACGCAGCCCACCAGCCCUUGCCUUCUACACUACAGCUGCCAGUUGGAGGCAAGACGCGUUUUCAGCGUCAAGCCAGCGGCGUGCCUACUCCCUGUCGCCACUUGUUUUGAUCGAUUUCUAUUAUUUAACAUACAUUUGAUGCCAUGUCCAUUUGAAAAACGGUUGGUGAUUGUUUACCAGUACUGUAGGUUAUUAUGCGUGUGUGAGUGCUAAAUAUCACAUAAUGAGGUCCUGGUUCCCUGGAUCAAGAGGUGACAAAAAAUAAAUAGUCCAAUCAAUAUUGAUUUUUUUAUGACAGGCUUCUCACACAGUGAAAUGGCAACAAAAGUGACAUAGUAAAGGAAUCAAAGUGACAUUGUAAAUUUACUAAAAAUAAAAAAUAAGACUAUAUUAAAUCAAGUACAGGAACAUAAAGAUCAAAAAAAUAAGUUAAAACUAAAAUAGCCUAUAGGCAUCUAUACUGAGCAAAAAUAUAAACUCAACAUGCAACAAUUUCAACAAUUUUGUUGAGUUACAGAUCAUAUAAGGAAAUCAGUCAAUUGAAAUAAAUUCAUUAGGCCCUAAUCUAUGGAUUUCACAUGACUGGGCAGGGGCGCAGCCAUCGGUGGGCCUAAGAGGGCAUAGGUCCACCCACUUGGGAGCCACAACGAGCCAGUCAGAAUGAGUUUUUCCCCACAAAAGGGCUUUAUUACAGACAGAACACUCCUCAGCACCCUCCCCCUCUCUGACGCUCCCACAGGUGAUGAAGCCGGAUGUGGAGGUCCUGGGCUGGCGUGGUUACACGUGGUCUGCGGUUGUGAGGCCGGGUGGAUGUACUGCCAAAUUCUCUAAAACGACGUUGGAGGCAGCUUAUGGUAGAUAAAUGAACAUUCAAUUCUCUGCACCUUGUGCUGGGGACAAUAAAAGGCCACUCUAAAAUGUACAGUUUUGUCACACAACACAAUGCCACAGAUGUCUCAAGUUUUGAGGGAGCGUGCAAUUGGCAUGCUGACUGCAGGAAUGUCCACCAGAGUUGUUGCCAGAGAAUUGAAUGUUAAUUUCUCUGCCAUAAGCCGCCUCCAACAUAGUUUUAGAGAAUUUGGCAGUAUGUCCAACCGGCCUCACAACCGCAGACCACGUGUCACCACGCCAGCCCAGGACCUCCACAUCCGGCUUCUUCGCCUGCUGGAUCGUCUGAGACCAGCCACCCGGACAGCUGAUGAAAGUGAGGAGUAUGUCUGUCUGUAAUAAAGCCUUUUUGUGGGGAAAAACUCAUUCUGAUUGGCUGGGCCUGGCUCCCCAGUGGGUGGGCCUAUGCCCUCCCAGGCCCACCCAUGGCUACGCUCCUGCCCAGUCAUGUGAAAUCCAUAGAUUAGGGCCUAAUUUAUUUAUUUCAAUUGACUGAUUUCCUUACAUGAACUGUAAGUCAGUAAAAUCGUUGAAAUUGUUCCAUGUUGCGUUUUAUAUUUUUGCUCAGUAUACAUUUGUGACUGAGUGGCGCAGUGGUCUAAGGCGCCGCAUCGUAGUGCUAGCUGUGCCACUAGAGAUCCUGGUUCGAAUCCAGGCUCUGUCGCAGCCGGCCGCGACCGGGAGACUCAUGGCCGGCGCACAAUUGGCCCAGCGUUGUCCAGGGUAGGGGAGGGAAUGGCCGGCAGGGACAGAGUUGAUAGAGCAUGGCGUUUGCAACGCCAGGGUUGUGGGUUCGAUUCCCACGGGGGGCCAGUAUAAAAAAAUAUGUAUUCACUAACUGUAAGUCGCUCGGGAUAAGAGCGUCUGCUAAAUGACUUAAAUGUAAAUGUGACAGUGUAAAGGCAAAUGUCAAAUUUCCAAUAAGUAUUUACAUGUAAUAUAAAUGCCUUAUGUUAAUAUUCUGAGGGGAGGAAUUUAGAACAUGCUGCGGUCACGUCAGGUCACAACAACAGGGUCAAAGUUGAAUGUCUCUUGCUCCUUCCCGGAAAAGCAAUGACUAUAUAAAAUUCUGAGCACACUUCCAAGAGUCUCCUGGAGCUCGGUGUUCUGGCUCAGCCUGGUCUCCAGCAGCUCGGUGUUCUGGCUCAGCCUGGUCUCCAGCAGCUCGGUGUUCUGGCUCAGCCUGGUCUCCUGGAGCUCGGUGUUCUGGCUCAGCCUGGUCUCCAGCAGCUCGGUGUUCUGGCUCAGCCUGGUCUCCUGGAGCUCGGUGUUCUGGCUCAGCCUGGUCUCCUGGAGCUCGGUGUUCUGGCUCAGCCUGGUCUCCUGGAGCUCGGUGUUCUGGCUCAGCCUGGUCUCCUGGAGCUCGGUGUUCUGGCUCAGCCUGGUCUCCUGGAGCUCGGUGUUCUGGCUCAGCCUGGUCUCCUGGAGCUCGGUGUUCUGGCUCAGCCUGGUCUCCAGCAGCUCGGUGUUCUGGCUGAGCCUGGUCUCCUGGAGCUCGGUGUUCUGGCUCAGCCUGGUCUCCUGGAGCUCGGUGUUCUGGCUCAGCCUGGUCUCCUGGAGCUCGGUGUUCUGGCUCAGCCUGGUCUCCAGCAGCUCGGUGUUCUGGCUCAGCCUGGUCUCCAGCAGCUCGGUGUUCUGGCUCAGCCUGGUCUCCAGCAGCUCGGUGUUCUGGCUCAGCCUGGUCUCCUGGAGCUCGGUGUUCUGGCUCAGCCUGGUCUCCAGCAGCUCGGUGUUCUGGCUCAGCCUGGUCUCCUGGAGCUCGGUGUUCUGGCUCAGCCUGGUCUCCUGGAGCUCGGUGUUCUGGCAGCUCCCGGUGUUCUGGCUCAGCCUGGUCUCCUGGAGCUCGGUGUUCUGGCUCAGCCUGGUCUCCUGGAGCUCGGUGUUCUGGCUCAGCCUGGUCUCCUGGAGCUCGGUGUUCUGGCUCAGCCUGGUCUCCUGGAGCUCGGUGUUCUGGCUCAGCCUGGUCUCCUGGAGCUCGGUGUUCUGGCUCAGCCUGGUCUCCUGGAGCUCGGUGUUCUGGCUCAGCCUGGUCUCCUGGAGCUCAGUGUUCUGGCUCAGCCUGGUCUCCUGGAGCUCGGUGUUCUGGCUCAGCCUGGUCUCCUGGAGCUCGGUGUUCUGGCUCAGCCUGGUCUCCUGGAGCUCGUAGUUCUGGCUCAGCCUGGUCUCCUGGAGCUCGGUGUUCUGGCUCAGCCUGGUCUCCUGGAGCUCGGUGUUCUGGCUCAGCCUGGUCUCCUGGAGCUCGGUGUUCUGGCUCAGCCUGGUCUCCUGGAGCUCGGUGUUCUGGCUCAGCCUGGUCUCCUGGAGCUCGGUGUUCUGGCUCAGCCUGGUCUCCUGGAGCUCGGUGUUCUGGCUCAGCCUGGUCUCCUGGAGCUCGGUGUUCUGGCUCAGCCUGGUCUCCAGCAGCUCGGUGUUCUGGCUCAGCCUGGUCUCCUGGAGCUCGUGUUCUGGCUCAGCCUGGUCUCCUGGAGCUCGGUGUUCUGGCUCAGCCUGGUCUCCUGGAGCUCGGUGUUCUGGCUCAGCCUGGUCUCCAGCAGCUCGGUGUUCUGGCUCAGCCUGGUCUCCAGCAGCUCGGUGUUCUGGCUCAGCCUGGUCUCCAGCAGCUCGGUGUUCUGGCUCAGCCUGGUCUCCUGGAGCUCGGUGUUCUGGCUCAGCCUGGUCUCCUGGAGCUCGGUGUUCUGGCUCAGCCUGGUCUCCUGGAGCUCGGUGUUCUGGCUCAGCCUGGUCUCCAGCAGCUCGGUGUUCUGGCUCAGCCUGGUCUCCUGGAGCUCGGUGUUCUGGCUCAGCCUGGUCUCCAGCAGCUCGGUGUUCUGGCUCAGCCUGGUCUCCUGGAGCUCGGUGUUCUGGCUCAGCCUGGUCUCCUGGAGCUCGGUGUUCUGGCUCAGCCUGGUCUCCUGGAGCUCGGUGUUCUGGCUCAGCCUGGUCUCCUGGAGCUCGGUGUUCUGGCUCAGCCUGGUCUCCUGGAGCUCGGUGUUCUGGCUCAGCCUGGUCUCCUGGAGCUCGGUGUUCUGGCUCAGCCUGGUCUCCAGCAGCUCGGUGUUCUGGCUCAGCCUGGUCUCCAGCAGCUCGGUGUUCUGGCUCAGCCUGGUCUCCUGGAGCUCGGUGUUCUGGCUCAGCCUGGUCUCCAGCAGCUCGGUGUUCUGGCUCAGCCUGGUCUCCUGGAGCUCGGUGUUCUGGCUCAGCCUGGUCUCCUGGAGCUCGGUGUUCUGGCUCAGCCUGGUCUCCUGGAGCUCGGUGUUCUGGCUCAGCCUGGUCUCCUGGAGCUCGGUGUUCUGGCUCAGCCUGGUCUCCUGGAGCUCAGUGUUCUGGCUCAGCCUGGUCUCCUGGAGCUCGGUGUUCUGGCUCAGCCUGGUCUCCUGGAGCUCGGUGUUCUGGCUCAGCCUGGUCUCCUGGAGCUUGGUGUUCUGGCUCAGCCUGGUCUCCAGCAGCUCGGUGUUCUGGCUCAGCCUGGUCUCCUGGAGCUCGGUGUUCUGGCUCAGCCUGGUCUCCUGGAGCUCGGUGUUCUGGCUCAGCCUGGUCUCCUGGAGCUCGGUGUUCUGGCUCAGCCUGGUCUCCAGCAGCUUGGUGUUCUGGCUCAGCCUGGUCUCCAGCAGCUCGGUGUUCUGGCUCAGCCUGGUCUCCAGCAGCUCAGUGUUCUGGCUCAGCCUGGUCUCCUGGAGCUCGGUGUUCUGGCUCAGCCUGGUCUCCUGGAGCUCGGUGUUCUGGCUCAGCCUGGUCUCCUGGAGCUCGGUGUUCUGGCUCAGCCUGGUCUCCUGGAGCUCGGUGUUCUGGCUCAGCCUGGUCUCCUGGAGCUCGGUGUUCUGGCUCAGCCUGGUCUCCUGGAGCUCGGUGUUCUGGCUCAGCCUGGUCUCCUGCAGCUCGGUGUUCUGGCUCAGCCUGGUCUCCAGCAGCUCGGUGUUCUGGCUCAGCCUGGUCUCCUGGAGCUCGGUGUUCUGGCUCAGCCUGGUCUCCAGCAGCUCGGUGUUCUGGCUCAGCCUGGUCUCCAGCAGCUCGGUGUUCUGGCUCAGCCUGGUCUCCAGCAGCUCGGUGUCCUGGCUCAGCCUGGUCUCCAGCAGCUCGGUGUUCUGGCUCAGCCUGGUCUCCAGCAGCUCGGUGUUCUGGCUCAGCCUGGUCUCCAGCAGCUCGGUGUUCUGGCUCAGCCUGGUCUCCUGGAGCUCGGUGUUCUGGCUCAGCCUGGUCUCCAGCAGCUCGGUGUUCUGGCUCAGCCUGGUCUCCUGGAGCUCGGUGUUCUGGCUCAGCCUGGUCUCCUGGAGCUCGGUGUUCUGGCUCAGCCUGGUCUCCUGGAGCUCGGUGUUCUGGCUCAGCCUGGUCUCCUGGAGCUCGGUGUUCUGGCUCAGCCUGGUCUCCAGCAGCUCGGUGUUCUGGCUCAGCCUGGUCUCCAGCAGCUCCAGGCCUCGCCGGUCCCCCAUCGGGAGAUUGAGAUCAGGCAAGGACAAAUCUCCAACCGACCCAUUGGCCUGUUGAUAGGCUAACAAGGUAUUCAUCUUGUUAUUCAUUUCAAGCGUCCGAUACCACCCGGACCUUUAGAAACCUCACCUGCUUGCCCACUCUUUAGCACCUUAACUUCUUCCCUCAGGUCUCUGUCUUCCUUCUGUGCAAAACAGGAAAGAUAAGCAUAGUCUCAUCUGGGCUAAGUGAAUGUACUACAUACCUCCAUGACUGUCAUCCACAUGGUGCUGUGGUGAAGAUGAUGCUGGGGCUGUCAUCCACAUGGUGCUGUGGUGAAUAUGAUGCUGGGGCUGUCAUCCACAUGGUGCUGUGGUGAAUAUGAUGCUGGGGCUGUCAUCCACAUGGUGCUGUGGUGAAUAUGAUGCUGGGGCUGUCAUCCACAUGGUGCUGUGGUGAAUAUGAUGCUGGGGCUGUCAUCCACAUGGUGCUGUGGUGAAUAUGAUGCUGGGGCUGUCAUCCACAUGGUGCUGUGGUGAAUAUGAUGCUGGGGCUGUCAUCCACAUGGUGCUGUGGUGAAUAUGAUGCUGGGGCUGUCAUCCACAUGGUGCUGUGGUGAAUAUGAUGCUGGGGCGGUCAUCCACAUGGUGCUGUGGUGAAUAUGAUGCUGGGGCUGUCAUCCACAUGGUGCUGUGGUGAAUAUGAUGCUGGGGCUGUCAUCCACAUGGUGCUGUGGUGAAUAUGAUGCUGGGGCUGUCAUCCACAUGGUGCUGUGGUGAAUAUGAUGCUGGGGCGGUCAUCCACAUGGUGCUGUGGUGAAUAUGAUGCUGGGAUGGCAUCCACAUGGUGCUGUGGUGAAUAUGAUGCUGGGGCUGUCAUCCACAUGGUGCUGUGGUGAAUAUGAUGCUGGGGCUGUCAUCCACAUGGUGCUGUGGUGAAUAUGAUGCUGGGGCUGUCAUCCACAUGGUGCUGUGGUGAAUAUGAUGCUGGGGCUGUCAUCCACAUGGUGCUGUGGUGAAUAUGAUGCUGGGGCUGUCAUCCACAUGGUGCUGUGGUGAAUAUGAUGCUGGGGCUGUCAUCCACAUGGUGCUGUGGUGAAUAUGAUGCUGGGGCUGUCAUCCACAUGGUGCUGUGGUGAAUAUGAUGCUGGGGCUGUCAUCCACAUGGUGCUGUGGUGAAUAUGAUGCUGGGGCUGUCAUCCACAUGGUGCUGUGGUGAAUAUGAUGCUGGGGCUGUCAUCCACAUGGUGCUGUGGUGAAUAUCUAUCAAUCAAUCAAUCAUAUUUUAUUUAUAAAGCCCCUUUUACAUCAGCCGAUGUCACUAAGUGCUAUGCGGAAACCCAGCCUAAAACCCCAAACAGCAGCAAUGCAGAUGGAGAAGCACGGUGGCUAGGAAAAACUCCCUAGAAAGGCAGGACUCUAGGAAGAAACCUAGACAGGAACCAGGCUCUGAGGGGUGGCCAGUCCCCUUCUGGCUGUACUGGGUAGAGAGGAACCAGGCUUUGAGGGGUGACCAGUCCUCUUCUGGCUGUACUGGGUAGAGAGGAACCAGGCUCUGAGGGGUGACCAGUCCUCUUCUGGCUGUACUGGGUAGACCAGAGGAACCAGGCUCUGAGGGGUGGCCAGUCCUCUACUGGCUGUACUGGGUAGAGAGGAACCAGGCUCUGAGGGGUGGCCAGUCCUCUUCUGGCUGUACUGGGUAGAGAGGAACCAGGCUCUGAGGGGUGGCCAGUCCCCUUCUGGCUGUACUGGGUAGAGAGGAACCAGGCUCUGAGGGGUGGCCAGUCCUCUUCUGGCUGUACUGGGUGGAGAGGAACCAGGCUCUGAGGGGUGGCCAGUCCUCUACUGGCUGUACUGGGUGGAGAGGAACCAGGCUCUGAGGGGUGGCCAGUCCUCUUCUGGCUGUACUGGGUAGACCAGAGGAACCAGGCUCUGAGGGGUGGCCAGUCCUCUACUGGCUGUACUGGGUAGAGAGGAACCAGGCUCUGAGGGGUGGCCAGUCCCCUUCUGGCUGUACUGGGUAGAGAGGAACCAGGCUCUGAGGGGUGGCCAGUCCUCUUCUGGCUGUACUGGGUAGACCAGAGGAACCAGGCUCUGAGGGGUGGCCAGUCCUCUUCUGGCUGUACUGGGUAGAGAGGAACCAGGCUCUGAGGGGUGGCCAGUCCCCUUCUGGCUGUGCCGGGUGGAGAUUAUAACAUUAAGGCCAGAUUUUUCUCCAAGAUGUUCAAACGUUCAUAGAUGACCAGCAGGGUCAAAUAAUAAUCACAGUGGUUGUAGAGGUUGCAACAGGUCAGUACAUCAGGAGCAAAUGUCACUUGGCUUUUCAUAGCCGGGCAUUUAGAGGUUGAAAUAGCAGGUGCGGUAGAGAGAGAGAGAGUUGAAAACAGCAGGUCUGGGACAAGGUAGCACGUCCGGUGAACAGGUCAGGGUUCCAUAGCUGCAAGCAGAAGAGUUGAAACUGGAGCAGCAGCACAACCAGGUGGACUGGGGACAGCCAGGAGUCAUCAGGCCAGGUAGUCCUGAGGCAUGGUCCUAGGGCUCAAGUCCUCCGGAAGGGGAGGGAGAGAGGGAGAGAGAGAGAAUUAGAGGGAGCAUACUUAAAUUCACACAGGACACCGGAUAAGACAGGAGAAUAACACCAGAUAUAAACAGACUGACCCUAGCCCCCCGGCACAUAGACUAUUGCAGCAUAGAUACUGGAGGCUGAGACAGGGGGUGGUCGGGAGACAAUGUGACGAUACCCCCGGACAGGGCCAACCAGGCAGGAUAUAACCCCACCCACUUUGCCAAAGCACAGCCCCCACACCACCAGAGGGAUAUCAACAGACCACCAACCUACUACCCUGAGACAAGGCUCAGUAUAGCCCACGAAGAUCUCCUCCACUGCACGAGCCCGAUGGGGCGACAAACCGGACAGGAAGAUCACGUCAGUGGCUCAACCCACUCAAGUGAUGCACCCUCCUAGGGACGGCAUGGAAGAGCACCAGUAAGCCAGUGACUCAGCCCCCGUAACAGGGUCAGAGGCAGAGAAUCCCAGUGGAGAGAGGGGAGGGGAGCCGGCCAGGCAGAGACAGCAAGGGCGGUUUGUCGCUCCAGUGCCUUUCCGUUCUCCUUCACACCCCUGGGCCAGACUACACUCAAUCAUAGGACCUACUGAAUUCAGUAAAGACUUAAAGGUCGAGACUGAGUCUGCGUCUCUCACAUGGAUAGGCAGACCAUUCCAUAAAAAUGGAGCUCUAUAGGAGAAAGCCCUGCCUCCAGCUGUUUGCUUAGAAAUUCUAGGGCCAAUAAGGAGGCCUGCGUUUUGUGACCGUAGCGUACGGGUGGGUAUGUAUGGCAGGACCAAAUCGGAGAGAUAGGUAGGAGCAAGUCCAUGUAAUGCUUUGUAGGUUAGCAGUAAAACCUUGAAAUCAGCCCUAGCCUUAACAGGAAGCCAGUGGAAAGAGGCUAGCACUGGAGUAAUAUGAUCAAAUUUUUUGGUUCUAGUUUAUUUAGUGCUUUAUCCGGGUAUCCGGCGAGUAGAGCAUUGCAGUAGUCUAAUCUAGAAGUGACAAAAGCAUGGAUGAGCUUUUCUGCAUCAUUUUUUGCGAUGUUACGAAGAUGGAAAAAAGCUGUCCUUGAAAUAUUCUAAUAUGUUCGUCAAUAUAGGGAUGAGGUAGUUGGGUGGGCUAAUUACAGAUGGGCUGUGUACAGGUACUCUGUAGCUCAGCUGGUAGAGCACGGCGCUUGUAAAGCAGCACUAAGGUCUAGGAGCACGAGGACAGAUGCAGAGCCUUUGUCUGACGCCAUUAAAAGGUAAUUUACCACAUUCACGAGUGCAGUCUCAGUGCUAUGAUGGGGUCUAAAACCAGACUGAAGCGUUUCUUAUACAUUAUUUGUCUUCAGGAAGGCAGUGAGUUGAUGCACAACAGCUUUUUCUACAACGUUUGAGAGGAAUGGGAGAUUCGAUAUAGGCCAAUAGUUUUUUACAUUUUCUGGGUCAAGGUUUGGCUUUUUCAAGAGAGGCUUUAUUACUGCCACUUUUAGUGAGUUUGGUACACAUCCAGUGGAUAGGGAGCCAUUUAUUAUGUUCAACAUAGGAGGGCCAAGCACAGGAAGUAGCUCUUUCAGUAGUUAAGUUGGAAUAGGGUCCAGUAUGCAGCUUGAAGGUUUAGAGGCCAUGACUAUUUUCACGAAUGUGUCAAGGGAUACAGGAUUAAAAAACUUGACUGUCUCCAUUGAUCCUUGGCCCUGGCAGUUCUGUGCAGACUCAGGACAGCUGAGAUCUGGAGAAAUACUCAGAUUCAAAGUUGUCUGUGAUCAGUCCUACCACCGUUGUGUCAUCAGCAAACUUGAUGAUGGUGUUGGAGUCAUGUGUGGCCACUCAGUCGUGGGCGAACAGGGAGUACAGGAGGGGACUAAGCACGCACCCCUGAGGGGCCCCCGUGUUGAGGAUCAGUGUGGCGGAUGUGUUGAUGCCUACCCUCACUGCCUGGAGGCGGCCCAUCAGGAAGUCCAUGAGCUUGGAGGGGACUAGGGUGAGCUUGGAGGGACUAUGGUGUUGAAUGCUGAGCUGUAGUCAACGAACAGCAGUCUUACAUACAGUGCCUUCACAAAGUAUUCACACCACUUCACAUUUUCCACAUUUUGUUUUGUUAGCCUGAAUUUAAAUUGGAUUUAACCCACACGAAUGUAUUCCUCAUGUCACUUUCAACCCACACAAACUUCAUCAAACUCCUCCUCUGGACGCAUCUCAGCAGAAAGAGGGGAGAGGGAAACGUCUGUACUCUGUUCAGCAAUCAGCUGUUUCCUAGACAUGGAAGUGUCAACUGUAGGGUCCCUCUCUUCCUUCAGCGGUCCUACAAACUCACUCACCUUUGGGGUUUUCAAAGGAGAGGUCAACUCAGGAGGUUUACCGAAAUCAGGAUCACCAAUAAACAUCUGACAGAUUGACCAUGGUGGGAUGGCUGGCAUCCUCCUCAACACUAGACUUGCUAUGGUGGAAUGGCUGACAUCCUCCUCAACACUAGACUUGCUAUGGUGGAAUGGCUGACAUCCUCCUCAACACUAGACUUGCUAUGGUGGAAUGGCUGACAUCCUCCUCAACACUAGACUUGCUAUGCUGGGAUGGCUGACAUCCUCCUCAACACUAGACUUGCUAUGGUGGGAUGGCUGACAUCCUCCUCAACACUAGACUUGCUAUGGUGGAAUGGCUGACAUCCUCAACACUAGACUUGCUAUGCUGGGAUGGCUGACAUCCUCCUCAACACUAGACUUGCUAUGGUGGGAUGGCUGACAUCCUCCUCAACACUAGACUUGCUAUGGUGGGAUGGCUGGCAUCCUCCUCAACACUAGACUUGCUAUGGUGGAAUGGCUGACAUCCUCAACACUAGACUUGCUAUGGUGGAAUGGCUGACAUCCUCCUCAACACUAGACUUGCUAUGCUGGGAUGGCUGGCAUCCUCCUCAACACUAGACUUGCUAUGGUGGAAUGGCUGACAUCCUCCUCAACACUAGACUUGCUAUGGUGGAAUGGCUGACAUCCUCCUCAACACUAGACUUGCUAUGGUGGGAUGGCUGACAUCCUCCUCAACACUAGACUUGCUAUGGUGGAAUGGCUGACAUCCUCCUCAACACUAGACUUGCUAUGGUGGAAUGGCUGACAUCCUCCUCAACACUAGACUUGCUAUGGUGGGAUGGCUGACAUCCUCCUCAACACUAGACUUGAUAUGGUGGGAACUCUGACAUCCUCAACACUAGACUUGCUAUGGUGGAAUGGCUGACAUCCUCCUCAACACUAGACUUGUUAUGGUGGAAUGGCUGACAUCCUCAACACUAGACUUGCUAUGGUGGGAACUCUGACAUCCUCAACACUAGACUUGCUCCCUGCGACUUUCUUAGACAUAGCACGUGUAAAGGCACACACUGGGAACAGUCUAGGGUACUUUACUGAUAACCCAUCAGGUUCCUCUGCUCUGGGAACAGUCUAGGGUACUUUACUGAUAACCCAUCAGGUUCCUCUGCACUGGGAACAGUCUAGGGUACUUUACUGAUAACCCAUCAGGUUCCUCUGCUCUGGGAACAGUCUAGGGUACUUUACUGAUAACCCAUCAGGUUCCUCUGCUCUGGGAACAGUCUAGGGUACUUUACUGAUAACCCAUCAGGUUCCUCUGCUCUGGGAACAGUCUAGGGUACUUUACUGAUAACCCAUCAGGUUCCUCUGCUCUGGGAACAGUCUAGGGUACUUUACUGAUAACCCAUCAGGUUCCUCUGCUCUGGGAACAGUCUAGGGUACUUUACUGAUAACCCAUCAGGUUCCUCUGCUCUUGGAACAGUCUAGGGUACUUUACUGAUAACCCAUCAGGUUCCUCUGCUCUGGGAACAGUCUAGGGUACUUUACUGAUAACCCAUCAGGUUCCUCUGCUCUGGGAACAGUCUAGGGUACUUUACUGAUAACCCAUCAGGUUCCUCUGCUCUGGGAACAGUCUAGGGUACUUUACUGAUAACCCAUCAGGUUCCUCUGCUCUGGGAACAGUCUAGGGUACUUUACUGAUAACCCAUCAGGUUCCUCUGCUCUGGGAACAGUCUAGGGUACUUUACUGAUAACCCAUCAGGUUCCUCUGCUCUGGGAACAGUCUAGGGUACUUUACUGAUAACCCAUCAGGUUCCUCUGCUCUGGGAACAGUCUAGGGUACUUUACUGAUAACCCAUCAGGUUCCUCUGCUCUGGGAACAGUCUAGGGUACUUUUCUGAUAACCCAUCAGGUUCCUCUGCUCUGGGUUCCUUACAAACGACAGGAUUUGGCACAACCUUCCCUCCAGCCAAAUAAUUUCCCAAAAUGAAUGAGAGCCCUUCACCGGUAGGCUAAGCCUCACUCCAACGACAACGGAACCAGAAAUAAGACCAGACUAGAGUUCCACAUUAUACAAAGGAACUUCCAUGCAACCCAUCUCCACGCCUUGCACUAACACACUGUAACUAGUUACUGAAGUGUCAGGCAAAGGCAAAACACCCUCCAACAUGAAGCGCUGCCCCAGUGUCUCCCAGUAUCUUCACCGGCUGCUUAACAGAAUCACCACUCUGCAGAGACACCAACGCGUCUGUGUUACGAACCCCGUGGCUCUAAACGUCUAGGGUGGAUGGACAUGAGACCCGUAACAUAAAUUAUGCAAAUUAUAAGUGUGACCUGGAACAGUGAGAACCAAAAAUGACACAACAACCAUGAACUACCGUCAAACAUAAAUGGUUUAUUACUAAACACACGGUAAAGGUUUGGGAAAAAGGGCUGAGCAGGACCCAAGAAAUGAAACAAUAGUGUAAAACCCCCUAAACUGAUCUUGCCUGCCUCAAGAACCGCUAGGCUACUGCUACCAUACAAAAAUACAGUGGGUGGUCCGCUCAGGUCUAACUAGUGUUUUUAGACAGCUUUCUUCCUACGGGUAAUGUACGCCCAAGGGCAACUAGCUUAAACUCCCCUUUUCCCAGAAACACACAAAGCUACCAAACAGGGUAAUCAGCAAUUAAAUAAGUACACACCACACAGGACACAACAGUAUCCACACUCAGGUAAAGAAAUAGUUUCUAAUAAAGUUACCAACAGGGUAACCAACAACUUAGUGAGUACACAACACACAGGACACCACCGUGUCCAUACUCACAUAUGGAAAAAGUCUCUCUCUCUUGCAACAAACACAAGUCUGGUUUUUAUAAAAUGGGAUGUGUGAUUGAACAAACGAGUAACAGGUGGUGCAAUUCACAGGAAUGUUCACUGAUUGGUCCAAUCAGCAGACACCUCCACGACCACCAAUCAGGAACAUACAGGACACCUGUGAUUAGGGCAGACAGAGUAGAAACACACAAAAACACAGGAUACCUGUAUCCGUAACACUCCCACCCUUAAAAGAGCAAACCACAAUGGUUUGCGACACACGUACUAUCACAACACCCAAAUUCACAAAUCAUCCUGCCGGGAUAACAAAAAAAAACCUAGAUCAUUACACACGAGACAAAGCAUCUGCCAACACAUUUUCUUUCACACACAACUCUUGUGACAAAAACUGAUCCUUAAGGACUUUCAUAGGUCCUCUCAUGGUGUGUCCAAACACCAGUUCAGCUGGGCUGAACCCUAGAGAUUCCUGUACUGUCUCACGGACAGCAAACAACACUAGAGGAACUCCCUCAUCCCAAUCUUUCUCAGAUUCCAAGCAAUAUUUACGGAGCAUAGACUUCAGUGUCUGAUGCCAACGUUCAAGCGCACCCUGAGACUCUGGGUGAUAUGCGCUUGACACACGGUGUGUAACUGACAAGGAUUUUAACACUUGUUUGAAAAGUUUAGAAAGGAAAUUCGUACCCUGAUCAGUUUGUAUCACCUUAGGUAAUCCAAAAGUUGAGAAGAAUUUGAUCAACGCUUUACUCACCACCGGAGCAGUAAUCCUUCGCAGAGGAAUGGCCUCUGGGUACCUGGUGGCCACACACAUAAUUGUCAACAUAAACUGGUUACCAGAUUUUGUUUUUGGUAAUGGUCCAACACAAUCAACCAUCACAUGUUCGAAUGGUUCACCUAUGGCCAGUAUGGGACAAAGAGGCGCGGGGGAAAUAACCUGGUUCGGUUUCCCAACUACUUGACAGGUGUGGCAAGUCCGACAGAACUGAGCCACAUCUUUUUUUAAGCCAGGCCAAAAGAAAUGUCGCAAAACACGAUCAUAAGUCUUGGUGACUCCCAGAUGUCCGGACCACUGGUGAUCAUGAGCGAGGGAUAAAACAUUUUGUCGAAAGGCUGUAGGAAUCACUAUUUGGUAAACAGCAUUCCAAUCUUCGCCAGCGUCAACAUGGGAUGUCCAUUUACGCAUGAGGAGAUUACCAUCAAUGAAAUAUGCCAUGUUUUUCUUCUUUAGCUCGUCCUCUGAGACAACAUUAGAAAAACAUUUAGCCAGGCUAAUGUCAACCUGUUGGUUAGCGAUCAGCUGCUCACGAGUAACUGGUAACUGUAUUGCCUCAGCAACAAGUUCCACAUCCUUCUUCUUUUCUCUGGGCUGUUGGUCAGACUGCACCAGCUUACCAGAGGUAGCACCCGAACUAUCCUCUGGGUCACACUCUCUGAAUAGAAUCGUGUUCGACAAAUCUAUCACUUCCCCCACUUGUCGUGCUUGAGCACGUGUGACAGCACAAGCGGGGAACACAUCUGGAUAACCCUGUGCCAGCUCCUCGGAGAGAGCCUGGUCACUUUUAUCCAAUACCUCUAAUACGGGUAUCACCUUUCCUCCGGCAAUAUCGUUGCCCAUUAUAAAUGUCACACCUUUUACUGGCAACAUAGGACGUACGCCAACUCUGAACAAUCCACUGACUAACUCAGAGUGUACGUUCACAAAGUGCAAUAGCACUGGGACAAAUCCCAUUUCAAUACCUUGUACUAACACACUGGAACCACAAUAUGUAUUACUGGACAAGGGCAACACAUCAGCGAGUAUGAACGACUGCGCCGCACCAGUAUCUCUGAGGAUUCUAACUGGACGCUGAGACGCUUCGUCAUCUGAUAUAGAAACAAACCCCUCAAAAAUGAACGGUUCAUAACUGUGAUCUGGGACAGGGACUUUCAAACCACAUUCACUAUGAGGCUCCUGUCUUGAUUCCGGCCUUACAACUGUACGAAUCAGCCCAACACCCGUUGGCGGCCUGGCGUGCUGAGGCAUCCCCGGUUUGCGUUUUAGCAGAAAGCAAUCAUUAACCAUAUGUCCCACCUUAUGACAAUAGAAACAGUGACGCACAUCUUUUGGGCGUGCUGGAUGUACUGCUGGUCGACUAGGACUAAAAGUUAGCAACUCCGCAGCCCUGCUCUCCGUACGAGCCGAAAACACGCUCUUAUGCAUCAACACAAACUCGUCUGCCAAUACAGACGCUUCCGACAGUGAGGAUACUUUCUGUUCGUUCAGAUAAACUACAAUGCGUUCCGGUAAGCAAUUUUUUAACUCUUCUAACAAGAUUAACUCCCGUAGAGAGUUAAAAUCAGUUACCUUACUAGCACUGUGCCAUUUGUCAAACAGAUUUCCUUUGUCUCUAGCAAACUCCACAUAAGUCUGAGUAGGAGACUUUUUAUGAGACCUAAAUCUCUGUCGAUAUGCCUCAGGAACAAGCUCAUAGGCACGAAGAACAGUAGCUUUGACCACUUCAUAAUUCAAACUGUCUUCAAGAGGUAGCGCUGCCAGAACCUCUUGAGCUUUACCUGUUAGUUUACACUGAAGUAAUAGGCACCAUACCUCUUCGGGCCAUUUCAAUGCUACCGCUAUCCGUUCAAACACACUGAAAUAGGAAUCAACCUCUGACUCCCUGAACACAGGUACCAAGGUGAUCUGCCUACUAAUAUCAAACGUAGCAGCCGACACAGCUGGUGAGGAUGGCUCACUAGCAGGCAUAGUAUGAGCAGAGACUAACCUCGCUGUUUCUGCCUCCAGUUCCAUUUUACGCACCUCCAGUUCCAUCUUACGCGUCUCCAGUUCUUGAUCAAGCCUACGCGUCUCCAGUUCUUGAUCAAGCCUACGCGUCUCCAGUUCUACCUCUAGCUUAGUGGUGCAAUUCACAGGAAUGUUCACUGAUUGGUCCAAUCAGCAGACACCUCCACGACCACCAAUCAGGAACAUACAGGACACCUGUGAUUAGGGCAGACAGAGUAGAAACACACAAAAACACAGGAUACCUGUAUCCGUAACAGUCUGAAACAAAGGGUUCAUGCACAUCUGAUCCAAAAUCUUGUUGAGCAGAUACACCAGUCCCAACCAGAGACGUAAUGGGCUGGAGUGCUCCCACAGCAAGAAAUUGCUUUUUCUCUUUCAACUUAUUACACUGAGAGACAAUGUAUCCUUUCUCACGGCAGUAAUGACAAACUGGCGGAUACAAAAAAACAGUUGUUUUCUGCCGAUCUUUAUCUUUGGGCACAGUAGAAAAUGAUUGAAACCUCGCCGUAGGAGGUGACUUCUCUAGAUUACUUUUUGCGUAGGGAUAACUACUGGGUGCUUUCUUUGUGAAGGUAGUUACGUGUCAACACAAACUCAAAGAAUUGCAGCUUUCUCAGGAGUGAGAUCCUUGUGCUCAUAAAUGUAGGUAGCAACCCUCUUGUGAAGGCAAUUUUUUAACUGCUCGAGAAGUAUGAGUGUCUUUAAAUCCUCAAGGUCCUUGACCUCUUGAGAACCACACCACCGAUCAAAAAGACAUGCUUGUUCCCUUGCGAACGCAACAUGGCUUUGUGAUUCUGUCUUUGUAAUUUACGGAACUGUUGUCUGUAUGCCUCUGGGACCAACUCAUAAGCCUGAAGGAUAGCAGCUUUAACAGUGUCAUAAACUGAACUCUGGUCAAGAGAUAAAGCGGCGUACACUUUCUGAACUUUUCCCCCAAGAACGCUUUGGAUGAGCAGUGACCAAAUAUCUUGCGACCAUUUUAGGGAUGUGGCAAUCCACUCAUAGUAAAAUAUACAUCCAUCUUUUUGUUGAAAGGCGGUACAAGCCGGCUGUUCCGACCAAGAUCAAACUGUUGAGGGUGCAGAACGGCCUGACUUGAUUCGGAGUACUUCCAGAUCUCUCUCUUUCAGUCGAAUGGCAUGUGCAAAUUGUUGUUGUUGUAGUCUGGCUGUAUGUUCUCUUUCCCUUGUGGUCAAGCUCAAAUUUAUGUUGUUCCCAUUUUGCCUUUAGUUCUACCUCUCUCAGCUGCAGGUCUAUGGGGUGUCCUCUACCAUAUCUAUCUAUAUGGGGUGUACUGUACCAUAUCUAUCUAUAUGGGGUGUCCUCUACCAUAUCUAUCUCUAUGGGGUGUCCUCUACCAUAUCUAUCUCUAUGGGGCAUGGGCAAGUUGCAGCGGAGGGUGCAGAGCUGGUGGCCAGGGUAGGGGUAGCCAUACGGUUCAGAGGUUGAAAAUGUCAGUGAAAGCGGCUGGCUUCCGGGUUAAGCGGGCUGGUGUUAAGAAGCGCGGUUUGGCGAGUCAUGUUUCAGAGGACGCAUGACUCGACCUUCGCCUCUCAAGAUCGAAAUUGGGGAGAAAAAGUAAUCUGUGAAGACACUUGCAAGAUGUUCGUCGUAUGCUCGGCGUACGUGUCCUGGUAUUCCGUCUGAUCCCACGGCCUUGUGAAUGUUAACCAGUUUAAAGGUCUUACUCACAUCGGCUACGGAGAGCAAGAUCACACAGUCGUCCGGAACAGCUGGUGCUCUCAUGCAUGGUUCAGUGUUGUUUGCCUCGAAACAAGCAUAGACGGCAUUUAACUCAUCUGGUAGGCUCGUGUCGCUGGGCAGCUCACUGCUGGGUUUCCCUUUGUAAUCCGUGAUAGUUUGUCGAGCGUCAGAAAUGGCGUAGUAGGAUUCGAUCUUAGUCCUGUAUUGAUGCUUUGCCUGUUUGAAGCUUGUCGGAGGUCGUAGUGUAAUUUCUUAUAAUCGUCCGGAUUAAUGUCCCGCUCCUUGAAAGCGGCAGCUCUAACCUUUAGCUCAGUGCGGCUGUUGCCUGCAAUCCAUGGCUUCUGGUAGGGGUAUGUACAGUGGGGAGAACAAGUAUUUGAUACACUGCCGAUUUUGCAGGUUUUCCUACUUACAAAGCAUGUAGAGGUCUGUAAUUUUUAUCAUAGGUACACUUCACAUUGUAUGAUUUUUAAGUAAUUAAUUUGCAUUUUAUUGCAUGACAUAAGUAUUUGAUACAUCAGAAAAGCAGAACUUCAUAUUUGGUACAGAACCCAUUGUUUGCAAUUACAGAGAUCAUACGUUUCCUGUAGGUCUUGACCAGGUUUGCACACACUGCAGCAGGGAUUUUGGCCCACUCCUCCAUACAGACCUUCACCAGAUCCUUCAGGUUUAGGGGCUGUCGCUGGGCAAUACGGACUUUCAGCUCCCUCCAAAGAUUUUCUAUUGAGUUCAGGUCUGGAGACUGGCUAGGCCACUCCAGGACCUUGAGAUGCUUCUUACGGAGCCACUCCUUAGUUGCCCUGGCUGUGUGUUUCGGGUCGUUGUCAUGCUGGAAGACCCAGCCACGACCCAUCUUCAAUGCUCUUACUGAGGGAAGGAGGUUGUUGGCCAAGAUCUCGUGAUACAUGGCCCCAUCCAUCCUCCCCUCAAUACGGUGCAGUCGUCCUGUCCCCUUUGCAGAAAAGCAUCCCCAAAGAAUGAUGUUUCCACCUCCAUGCUUCACGGUUGGGAUGGUGUUCUUGGGGUUGUACUCAUCCUUCUUCCUCCUCCAAAUACGGCGAGUGGAGUUUAGACCAAAAAGCUCUAUUUUUGUCUCAUCAGACCACAUGGCCUUCUCCCAUUCCUCCUCUGGAUCAUCCAGAUGGUCAUUGGCAAACUUCAGACGGGCCUGGACAUGCGCUGGCUUGAGCAGGGGGACCUUGCGUGCGCUGCAGGAUUUUAAUCCAUGACGGCGUAGUGUGUUACUAAUUGUUUUCUUUGAGACUGUGGUCCCAGCUCUCUUCAGGUCAUUGACCAGGUCCUGCCGUGUAGUUCUGGGCUGAUCCCUCACCUUCCUCAUGAUCAUUGAUGCCCCACGAGGUGAGAUCUUGCAUGGAGCCCCAGACCGAGGGUGAUUGACUGUCAUCUUGAACUUCUUCCAUUUUCGAAUAAUUGCGCCAACAGUUGUUGCCUUCUCACCAGCUGCUUGCCUAUUGUCCUGUAGCCCAUCCCAGCCUUGUGCAGGUCUACAAUUUUAUCCCUGAUGUCCUUACACAGCUCUCUGGUCUUGGCCAUUGUGGAGUCUGUUUGAUUGAGUGUGUGGACAGGUGUCUUUUAUACAGAUAACGAGUUCAAACAGGUGCAGUUAAUACAGGUAAUGAGUGGAGAACAGGAGGGCUACUUAAAGAAAAACUAACAGGUCUGUGAGAGCCGGGAUUCUUACUGGUUGGUAGGUGAUCAAAUACUUAUGUCAUGCAAUAAAAUGCUAAUUAAUUACUUUAAAAUCAUACAAUGUGAUUUUCUGGAUUUUGGUUUUAGAUUCCGUCUCUCACAGUUGAAGUGUACCUAUGAUAAAAAUUACAGACCUCUACAUGCUUUGUAAGUAGGAAAACCUGCAAAAUCGGCAGUGUAUCAAAUACUUGUUCUCCCCACUGUACGUACAGUCACUGUGGAGACAAUGUCGUCGAUGCACUUAUUAAUGAAGCCGGUGAAUGAUGUGGUAAAUAUUAUCGGAUUAAUCCUGAAAAACAUAUUCCAGUCUGUGCUAGCAAAACAGUCCUGUCGUCGCACCACUUCCAGUACUAUCCGUUUGAGUUUUUGUUUGUAAGCAGGAAUCAGGAGAAUAGCGUUAUGGUCUGAUUUGCCGAAGGGAAGGCGAGGAAGGGCCUUGUAUGCACUUCUGUGUGUAGAGUAAAGCUGAUCUAGACUUUUGUCACCUCUAGUUGCACAGGUGACAUGCUGGGGAAAAUGAGGUAAAACGGAUUUCAGUUUUCCUGCAUUAAAAUCACCAGCCACGAGAAACGCCGCCUCUGAAUGUGCAUUUUCUUGUUUGCUUAUGGCCCUAUACAGCUGGUUGAGUGCAGUCUUAGUGCCAGCAUCGGUUUGUGGUGGUAAAUAGACCGCUACGAAAAAUAUAUCUGAAAACUCUCUUGAAACCCCACCUCUUUAAGGAACACCUGGGAUAGGAUAAAGUAAUCCUUCUAAAAUAAAAUAUUGUAAAGUGGUUAUCCCACUGGCUAUAAGGUGAAUGCACCAAUUUGUAAGUCGCUCUGGAUAAGAGCGUCUGCUAAAUGACAUAAAUGUAAAUGUAAAUGUUGGUAAAUAGUUUGGUCUGCAGCUUAUCAUGAGGUAUUCUAACUCAGGCGAGGAAAAAAGUAAAGACUUCCUUAACAUUAGCUGUUGUUAACAAAGAGGAACACCCCCCCUCUAGCCUUACCCGAGUCUGCCGUCUGGUCUUCACCAUCUUGACGAUGCAUAGAAAAACUGGCAUGUUGUACAUCCAUGUCCUCGUUCAGGCACGACUCCAAGAAACAUAGGAGAUUACAGUUUUUCAGGUCCCGUUGAUAAGAUAGUCUGGAACGGAGCUCAACCAGUUUUUUUUUUCAACAAAACAGAGGGCAAUGGUGGUCUAGAUGCUCGCCGAUGUAGUCUUGUCUUGACGCGGCCUUGCUUGCCUCUUUCGCUGCCGCUUCCUCUUUCGAGUCCCGGGAUCAGGUUCUGGUCCGGGGUAAGCCCGCUUCCUCUUUCGAGUCCCGAUAUCAGGGCCUGGGCCGGGGUAAGCCCGCUUCCUCUUUUGAGUCCCGGGAUCAGGGCCUGGUCCGGGGUAAGCAGAACAUUCAGAGCUGCCGACUCGUUGAAGUAGAAAUCUUCAUCUAAAUGGAGGUUAGUGAUCGCUGUUCUGAUGUCCAGAAGCUGUUUUCGGUCAUAGGAAAUGAUGACGGAGACGUUAUGUAAAAAUAAAGUUCUGAUCAGCGUAAAAAACACAAAAUAGCAUCAGUACAGUACAGUGUGUGUGUGUGUUCCAGAGAGUGAGGUGGUGUGUGUGUGUGUUCCAGAGAGUGAGGUGGUGUGUGUGUGUGUUCCAGAGAGUGAGGUGGUGUGUGUGUGUGUUCCAGAGAGUGAGGUGGUGUGUGUGUGUGUUCCAGAGAGUGAGGUGGUGUGUGUGCAGGCAGAGGUAGUGCCGUGCAGUCAGGUCAGCAUGGAGAUGUUUGACCCUCUCUACUCCAGUGGAAUCGUCACACGCUCUGGACACAUCAUCAAAUGUUUCCAUGACACACACCCUGACUACGACCUACUGAGACAGGUAACAUAUGCACACCAUGACAAACACACCUUCACAAACACACAACACGCACACGUUAAUGGCAUUUCUGCAACUUAAAAAGGUCAUUAUGCUCCUAUUAUGCUAUCAUAAUGUCUUAUGCAUUUUGUGUUACUGUGUUACUGUGUGACUGUGUGACUGUGUGACUGUGUUACUGUGUGACUGUGUUACUGUGUUACUGUGUUACUGUGUGACUGUGUGACUGUGUUACUGUGUUACUGUGUCACUGUGUCACUGUGUGACUGUGUUACUGUGUUACUGUGUUACUGUGUCACUGUGUUACUGUGUUACUGUGUGACUGUGUGACUGUGUUACUGUGUUACUGUGUGACUGUGUGACUGUGUGACUGUGUUACUGUGUGACUGUGUGACUGUGUUACUGUGUGACUGUGUCACUGUGUCACUGUGUGACUGUGUUACUGUGUGACUGUGUCACUGUGUCACUGUGUGACUGUGUUACUGUGUGACUGUGUGACUGUGUGACUGUGUUACUGUGUGACUGUGUUACUGUGUGACUGUGUUACUGUGUGACUGUGUUACUGUGUUACUGUGUGACUGUGUUACUGUGUUACUGUGUUACUGUGUGACUGUGUUACUGUGUGACUGUGUCACUGUGUGACUGUGUGACUGUGUGUGCGUGUGUAGAUGCUACAUGAGGAUGACAGUGAGGAGUAUGGAGUGAUGGAGAGGAGAGAGUUUCUGUUCCUUCUGUUUAAACACGUGACUCUGGGAGGAGAGCUGUGUCAGUAUGAAGAUACCAUCAACCCCUACAUAGAAACCACUAGAACAAUUUAUAGGGACCUGGUCAGGUAACAACACACACCGUACACACACACCAUACAAACACACACCAUACACACACCAUACACACACACACCAUACACACACCGUACACACACCAUACACACACACACACAUCAUACACACACACCAUACACACACCAUACACCACACCCUACACACACACCAUACACACAAACACACCAUACGAGACAACACACCCUUACACCAGACACACAGGCCCAUAUUUUAAAUACACCAUACACACACCAUCCCCACCAACAUACACACCCAUACCCCACCCAACACUAUACAACAGCCCCAAACAUACAAAACACCAUACACCACCAACAACACCAUACACCAACCACCCAACCACACCAUACCCACACCAUACACACACCAUACACCACACCAUACACACACCAUACACCACCCUCCCACCCCCAUACCCAACCACACCAACACACCACCAUCCCACCACACCACAACACAAACACCCUCCCACAGACCCACCAAAAACACACCAAACCACCAUAACACCCCACCACACCCAUACACCACACCAACAACCACAAACCCAAAGGAAACCAUACAACAACCCCAACCAUACACACCCACACCAACACCACACCAUACCCACACCAAAACAACAAAACCCCAAACCAUACACCACACCUACAACAAACCCCCAACCCAAAACACCAAACCAACACAACACCAUACCCCAACACCAUAAACCAAACCAAACCCCCAACCACCACACCACCACCCCAACCACCAACCCCACCAUACCCACACCCCACCAAAACACCCCAUACAACAACCAACCCCAACACCCACCCCAACCACCCACACCAUCCCCCCAACACCAAACACCAACCCAACCACCACCACCAAAAAACACCCCACCAUACCCAAAAAACCCCAAAACCCCAACCCCAAAACCCAACCAAACCAACAAACCCACACCCCUACCACAACAAAAACCACAAUAACCACACCAAAAACCCCCCAUACAACCACACCAUAAAACACCACACCAUAACACCACACCAAACAACCACACCAAAACACCAUAACCCCCAACCACCAACCACCAUAACCACCCCACCCAAACCCCCCCACCAUACCCCACCACCUCCAACACCAACCAACCCCACCCAUACACCCCAUAAAACACCACCCCAUACACCCACAAACCAUACCCCACACAAGCACCACACCUACACCAUUUAACCACACCAACACCACACCCAACCCAACCAACCACCAACACAAACCAUACACCACACCAUACACCACACAUACAACCCACCAAAACACCACACAACCACACCAUACACCCAAAAACCAUAUACCAAAACCACACCAAAAACACCCCCACCCAACACACCAAAAACACCAAAACCAUACACCACCACCCAUAACAACACCAACACCAUACCAAAACCCCACCACACCAUCCACAAACCCAAACAACCCCAAAACCAAAACCAUACACCAAACCCCCCAUACACCACACCCAAAAACACCAACCAAACCCAAAAACCAUACACCAAAAACCAUACACCCCCUACACACCAAACAACCCUACAAAAAACCAACCAACAACCCACACAACCCAUACAACCCAUACACCAAACCCAAACCCCCAUACACCACACCCAACACCAACCAAAACAACACCCCACCCUAUAACACCCACCAAAACCACAACCAACACAACCACCCCUCCCCACCACACCAAAACAAUACACCAAACCCCCAAAAACACCAACAAACCCCAAACCCCCACCAUAAAACCCCCAACCAACACCCAAAACACCCAAAAACCGACAGCUAAACACAACCCCCAAAAAACCAUACCCACAAUCCACCAUAUACCAAAACCAACCAAUCCACAACCAAACGCCAGACAACACAACCAACCUCCCACCAUAACCACCAUACCCCCAUACCCACCUACAAACCCCACCAUACACCCCACAACCUUUCCCCCACCCUCAACCACACCCCCAAUAACAAAACCCAACAACCAUACCCACCCCAAAAAUUGCCCCCAUAACCCCCACCACACAACACCCUACCCCACACCAACCCCACCAUUCAACCCCCCCGCCCAAAAACACCCAUCCACCAACCCCCAACCUAACAACCCCACCAACACCACCACCCUACACCAAAACCACCACCACUUCCCACACACUCCAACACAACCAAACACCACCACCACCCCACCUCCCCCAACCUAACAACCACCCCAAAAACCCUAAAAACCCCCCACUCGCCCCAUCCCCCACCACCCCCCCCCCGUUUGCAAACCUCACCCCCUGACCCCCACCCUCCCCCUCCACCCACCCCUCCCCCCCCCCCCCACCCCCCAUCCCCCCCCCCCCACCCCCCCCCCCCCCACCCUAAAAACCCCCAAAACCCCCCCACCUCCACCCAAAACCCCAACACCCCCCCCCUCCCCCCUCCCACCUCCCCCCCCCCACCCCCCCCCCCACCCAUCCCCCCCCCCCUCCCCCCAAAAACCCCCCACCCCCCCCCCCCCCAACCAAAACAACCAACACCCCCCUACCCCCACCACAAAAACCCCCCAAACCAUAAAAACCAACAAAAACCAUACCCCAAAAACCCCAAAAAACCCAUCCCCCCCCACCCCCACAAUACAACCACAACCAUACACCACAAACCCGCCCUAAAAAAAACCCAAACCCCUUCCCACCCAACCCCCCCCCCCCAAAAACCCAAAAACCCCCCCCCCCCACCCCCUACCCCAAACCCCCAAAACCCCCCUCCCAAAAACCCCCCCUACCACCCAAAAACCCCCCUCCCCACCUCGCCACCCCCCCAACCCAUACCCCCCCCCCCAAACCCCCCCCCCCCCCCAUCCCCCCCUCCCCCCCCCCCCCCAAAAAAAAAAAAACCCCCCCCCCAAACCCCCCCCAACCCCCCCUAAACCCCCCCCAAAACCCCACCUCCCCCACCUCCCCCCCCCCAAACCUCACCCCCCCCCCCCAACCCCCCCCCAAACCCAAAACCCCCCCCAAAAACCCCCCCCCCCUACCCUCCCCCCCCAACCCCCAACACCCCCUGGUCCCCCCCCUUUCAGUUAAAAAAGUAGAUGGGGAUGUGGUGAUGGUGUGUUUUUUUUUUUUCCAGUGUUUUUGAAAAUCCAGAGAGCCAAAAGGGGAUCAUUGGGUUUUUUUUUACUGUCAUCAAGUUUUUCUGCCUGGUAACAGACUAUUGUUUUAUUAAAAUUUAUCAUUACCCCGCUAUAUAUAUAUAUAUAGAGAGAGGAGAGACUUUCCUUUUUCUCACCUAUGUGUGGUGUGGUUUGUUGUUGGUUUUGGUGUUUUGUGUGGGGGGGUGGGUUGUGUGGUGUUUGGUGUGGUUGGUUUGGGGUGUGUUGGGGUGUGUGUGUGUUGUGGUGGUGUGGUUGUGAUGGUGUGUGUGGGGGGGUGUGUGUUCUCUGCAGGAUUCAUCAGGUGUGUGUUACCCAGCUAGAGAAAGAGAGGAUCAGUCGUUCUCCUACCUCAUAGUGGACCCCUUCAGAAGACACGUCUAUGUGUUCUACCACUGUUAUGGAGUAGGCUCCUUCACACUGUAA